This is a messenger RNA of Physcomitrium patens, 8539 nucleotides long. RefSeq lists its product as uncharacterized. Gene Ontology annotation, cellular component: histone methyltransferase complex. NCBI's taxonomy places the organism in Eukaryota, Viridiplantae, Streptophyta, Bryopsida, Funariales, Funariaceae. The record is from RefSeq and is a predicted model, not a curated record. Gene Ontology annotation, molecular function: histone H3K4 methyltransferase activity; protein binding. Gene Ontology annotation, biological process: positive regulation of DNA-templated transcription.
AUGUAGCCGAUUGGAAUCCUACUUGUCAAGUAGGAAGCUCUCUUGGGGUCCCAGACCACGGUCAGGGCCACUCUUGCAACUGGGGAUCACCGGUGGUGGUCCUUACCCUAGAGCCCACACACUGGAAUGCAGAGUGAACGGAGACAGAGAGGGAGAGAGAGUGUGUGUGACGGAGGGUGGGAGUGGGAGAAAAAACUUCCACAUCAAAUGUGCAAAGCUAUUUCGGCUUGAACGACAAUUUCAUGGCUCCUCCUACUCCUCUCCUCCCUCCACUUCAUUGCUGCAAUUUGCAUCACCGAUGUGAUAUUCGCCUUAUUUCGUUGCUGGAUUUUUUGAAAAUAUUGAUCUAUUCCUCUCUCUUCCUGGAGAUCAGGUGGAUUUCAACCAGAUGCCGUUACGGGAGAGCUCUUGGGAUUGUGGAGAGUGAGGGGAGGGUGGGUUCUUCGACCUGAAUUUACUUGGAUUAUCAUCGGGAGGUGCGGAGUGAUGGUGAUUAUGGUGCUGCAUUGUUUUAUUCUUUGGCGGAGAGAGGAGAAUUCUGAGAGGAUCGAGGGGUUGCGGGAGGGCCGGGCAUUGUAGUUUUGUGAUCGGAUUUGCGAGUGGGGGGGGGGGGGGACUGACACACCGAGGCCAUUGUGCAUGUGGUGUUAUGAUUUCCAGAAGGAACUGGUAAUUUCAGUUGAUUUUGCACGUCUUGUUGCGGGUAGUUUGUGGAGGCUGUGUGUAGCGAGCCUGCCUCUGGGAUUAGAGGUGAUUAGUCUCAAGUUCGGAAGGAAUCGCAAGAGAAGUUAUCGUUUCCAGUUUGCGUAACAUAUCAGCGUGACUGUUUUCUGUGAGCAUUGUAGUUUAUGACAUUUAGAGUGGUUUAGGGCUCGAGCUCAUAGUAGGGAAGGCUUGCAUUACAAGCCGAAUGCUGUCAGUCAAAACACAUAUGUUAUUUUUGUAACUUAUUUUUUGAUGUUGAUGCAAUUAGGAGCAGCUCUGCCAGGAAAUGGAAUUUGGACAGGUCUUUUGCAAUGUUGUGUGAAGUCUUGCUAAGAAUGCUCCACAAAAUACCUGGCUCCAUGUAGCAACAGUAGGCAAUUAUCGAGUCAUUUUCUAAACCCCUUAAAUCCUCUGUCAUUUCUUUUCUGUAUCAUCAGCCGUUUGAUUAUUGAAGUUCACAAUCAUGUCAUCAUUCUAGCGGUCAUUUAUCUUGACUCAAAGCUGGGAGCAGCGGAGGUUUUGGUGUGUGAGUCUCAACCCGGACUGGGCUACGGCCAUAGUGCAGAAAUACGAAGGGUCAAGUUUUAUAUGUAAAACUUAACUGCUAUAUUACUAUAUUUGCCCUCUGAGAUCCGAUUAGUGAUCCAACAGCGUUCACUAAGUUCACUUCGGCAUCCAAUAGAAAAUUAUGUUCAAGACAUACAAGAAAAAAACUUUCUACUCUUUUAACGUUUGAAGAAGGGACUGACCAUAUAUUGUCGAGAGGAUUGCGAGACUGAGCUUUUCUCGCCAUUUCAGAACGAAUUUGGUUGGAGUCUUCGAAGUAGGGGGAUGAUCAUGGAGAUGUGGAAUACGAGUACAUCCUCGAGUAAGUCAUCCGUGCAGCCGGGUCCGUCAACACCGAACCAGUGCCUGCACCCCUACCUACAUUCAAGUUUUGGUAAUCGUAGGUCCGCCGAAGUCGAGGACGAUGCAAAAUGGGAUUGGCUCAUCGGUUGAAGCUGUAAAGAUUUAUCAAGUAGAGAUCGGUGAGACAUUUCGAGAUGGAUCAAAUGCAGUUCCCAGGCUACUGUGGGCAAGGAGGUCUGCAUGAUCGAGCACACCUUCAAUCAAGACCCGCCAUUUCCGAAUAUGAUAAACUAUGGUUCCAGUGCUAGCAAGUUCAGGUCUGAACUUUUGGCCACAGUUUCUAGGCUGCAGCAGUAUCCACCAAGGGCAAGUAAUCCUCCAUCCGUCGGUUCUCGGCCACCUUUAAUGGCUUCCUCUCCUGAGUUCAGUUACAUGAAUAUGUCAGCUCCUGAUGGAUACAGCGGAUGGCCUGCUCAAAUUUCUUUCAACCUUUCACAAGCAAAUUGUGUGGAUGGAAGUGCGAAGUGGACUACAGGUGCAGAUGCAUGUAUUGAAAAAGAAAGAGACUUAAGUGCCGUGACUGGUGGAAGGAUACUAGAUAGUUUCUUUGUCAGUGGAUCAAUGACACCAGAUGCGGAACUUUUGACGCACAGCUCAAUUUUCGGCAGAGGUGCACCUGAGCGGGUACCGGAGACCGGCCGGCAUCUUUCUUCUUCUCAGUGGUUGAUUGAGUCAGAGAGACAAAGGCAGCAGUAUCAAAGAGUGCGGACCUCGACUCUCUCAUCAACCAACCGUGAUCCGUAUACAGGUGACACUACCUCAUGUUACAUGGGGUACGGUUUACUGAGCCAGUCUUAUUCUGCUCUUGGCCCAGCAUCGUCAGGAGGUCUUCGAGUUUAUUGUAUGAGUCACUUUGGAGUACCUAUUGGUGGGCAGCUGUGCUUGACUGACUCACGGCGCUUGGGGGUGACUUGCACCUGCCACAAUCAACAUAUGUCAGUUAGGAGUUUUACCCAGCAUUUAGGGAUCAACGCUGGAAAUCCUGGCGAAGUUGUGUUUAUGGAGGGUGGUGAAACUCUAGUGCAGUGGCGCAAGUCAUUCUUUUCACAAUAUGGGGUGAAUGUGCCGGAGGACAACGUGGGUUGGGAUUGGCUGGAUGUUGGUUCUUUAAAGGCAGAGCGGAACUGCGUAGCUGGAAACAGAAAGUGUAAAGCGGUGCCGACACAAAGUUGCCAGAAAGAAGUGGAUGGGUCAGGCGGCGAGAACAGUCUGAUGAUGAAAAAUAGAAUGACACAGAUGUGGGAUGCCUCAAUAGCGAACAAGAAUGUUUCGACGCUUCGUACGACGGAGUCCGUUUCGAAUACGAAGUACGGUUCAUGGCGUGCAAGAAAAGAUAUCAUGGUGGAUCUGAGUGAGGCAGUGUUGAGGAAUUAUGAGCAACCACAUAGAAACACGAGCAUAUCAUCAGAUAUGAUGUCGGGCCACUUCUACGAGGCUUCCACGCACCCAACUCUUUUAAGGAGUCAGCAAAACUUAGAGCCCAAAGCUUUACAUAGCACGCCGCAUUCAGGUCUUGCCUCCAUGAGCAAUGGGAACAACUUCAUAAAUGAUGGAAGUCAGCGGUAUUCCUUGCCGGCACAGCAGUUGUAUGGAACUGCGAGGAACGAGAGAGGCGUGAUCCAUCCAGUCUCCAGAGUAAGUGAGGGGCAAGAAUCUCACACAAGAGAGAAUGGCAUUUCAUCGAGUUUUGAGCUACGGUUGGGGCAGCCAUCUCAGCAAACACAGGCGACUGAGACAGCUUUUUCAUCCAUGGCAAUCUCGAAUGUGGGGCAUCCGAACCCUCAUUUGUUCGAGCAGAUCAUGAGAAAAGUGUGGGAUGGAAAGCUGCAACACAAUCUACAGAAGUUCAAUCCGGCGGAACUGCCCAAAUUUUCUGGCAUCCUCGGUCAGACGAGAGAUCAAUGUGGUUUUUACACGGCUCGAAAACCAGUUUAUGCAAAUGCAGAUGGCCUUGUUAAUUGCGAAAUGGACAGCCGUGCAGAGAAUGUAAAGUCAGAUUAUUGUAGUGUAACGCCGAGUACGAGGCAGAUGCCACAUUCUUCACAAGCGGGAUUCAAACCCGACAACGUAUCAGAGUUUCAAGUGAAACUUAUGUCCCUAGAAUGCAUAAUGCAGUCAACCGUAUUAAGCAACAGCAAGGAUCGUCAAUUAAAGGUUAAGCAAUCAGAGUCAGCAAAUUUCUUUUCACACACAGGUCAGUCUCGGAGUGUGAUAUUGGAGAAUGAGAUGACGUUGGAUUCGCUUAGCUCAAUGGUAUUGAUGGAGGUGAGCAACAAGACAGGGCAAAGGCUUCUGGAAGCAGCUAUACAGUCAUCGUUCACGUAUCGUGCAAGGGGACUGGAAAUUUCAGAUGCGCAAUUAAACGACGUUCCAGUCAGACAAAUGUUCGCGAGAAAUGUGUCUGGUGAUGCAGACUUGUAUGUUCGACCCACUGUGGGCGGUGGGGAAAUGUUUUGGGAGUUCCUGGCAAGGAAACAGGGUUUGAACGAUUUGAGAAUUGGUUGUGGAAGGACCGCGGAGAGUGGAAAUGUUGGACGAGCUGAGCAGUAUUCAAAAGGUGCACUUUCUAUGCGAGAACAAGAAUUGGCAGGAGGGAACGUGAGGGGAAUCGAAAUGCGGGUCAUCGGUGAUCAAGACUACGUGGAGGUUCCACCUUUGAGUGGAGGGGGCAUACAAUGCAGUUGUUUGAAAUGCAGAAAAGCAAGUACUUUAGCGAGAGGGCAAGCUGUACCAAGGCUUGUAGGACAAGUUUUUCUGAAGGAAAACGCUUGUCAUGCAAGCACGGUGGAGGCUGCAACGAAAGUGGGUUUGGCUGAAGGUGAUCGUAAUGCACCUGAAGACCCUGUUCAGGACAAAUAUGCAGGGACUGAGUCAGAGGUAUACAUGGAAGCAGUCGAUGUGAGAAACGAAAACUUCUUGUCGAAUACCGUUGCAAAUAGGACUGCAGCGGAGAGAGGUGCUCUAGGGAGAGAUGAGAUCACCCCGGACGCGAAGGCUUGUUCGAACAACUCAGAGGUUGUCUCGAGCGGGCUUUUUGACAAAGGGUGUUCUGUAGAUGGGAAAGAAGAACCUUUAAAUAUGCAAGUGUUUAGCACUACAGGCAUUCCUGUUGCAGUGGACGAAGCAUCCGGUGUAUGGAGAUACUCUUCUUCAGACGGCUUGGAUGUGAAUUUGGGCAGGGAUGCGAAUGUUUCAUCGGCUUUGAAGGAUCAGAGUGAAGGGGUGGCUUCCCCAUCGUCUCUGGGAUGUCCGUCGUCAAGCAGUAUGUGGAAGAUGCUUAUGGUGAAGAAAGGUGGAAAGAGAGGCGCCGUGGGAUACAGCAGACAGGACAUUGAGGACAAUGAGGUGGAAGCAGAACCAGUGGAAAUCACAGGCAAAUUGCACAGGAAGCAGUACAGGAACAGGAAAUGGAAAUGGUUAGGGUCGCGUUUGGAUGGAAGAGAUGACGAGGAAGGCAGCCCGGUGUGUUCAUUUGGGCAGCAGUUGGAACCUCAAAUUACAUCAGAGAAUGCAACAGUAUCUCAGGUACAUGAAAGGCUCAUCAGACCGGAUGGUUGGAAGAAAUACAUGAGAGAAUCAACUGUAGAGAUGCCAUCGAAUUCAAAGCGGCGAAAGCUAUCUACAACUCGACGUUACCAAGGAGUGAAGGCGACAAACGUGACAGAGGAGUAUUUAGAGGCGGCAUAUGUGGGUGAGGCUGCUUUGAAGAAGACGGGAACCCUGAUGAUCCGAGUCCCUCAGAGAUUGAACCACCAAAAAGCGAAGAAAAGGAUCCAGAUAAAACCACACCUGAAAAGUAGCACAAGAGAUUGGAGAGCAGAUGCGAAUGCAGAGGGUCGCAUAAGUGCAAAGGAUGGCAGGAGUUGGUCUAAGGUCGGAAAGUCCAAGGAUUUAACAAAGGCCCGUGUGGAAGUUUCGAGACCUAGUGAUUCAGAUUCUGGUUCAGAUUCUGUGAAAGCAGGCGUUGAAGUUUCCAUUGAGAUGCCAAAUAUUGUGACUAAGAGGCUUCGCAGUCCGACGACUCCGCCUUCGGGACCAAGCCCACGAAAUGGGCGGAUGAUAUCAUUGAGCGUAAUACUGAAUCAGGCCGCAGAAGCUGGCCCUGUUCCAGUAGCUGCACAAUGUCGGGCUGCCUUGCAUCAACCGAGAGAUGGAACUCUGAAAGUGAGAAAAGAAGGUGCUUCAGUAUUCGAGUUUCUAGAGAAUGAGGAUGUGGCAGUCGCAAGAGCUGCCAAACAGGUGACAGCAGCAGUACAAACGGAGAAUGCGAUUACAAGGGCAUGGUCUGUGGGAAUGAUAGCUGGCCAUUUUCCUCGGGGUGAAAGGUCAGCUAGGACAGGAAGCUUGAAACGAAGGAGAGUGGAGUGGCCUAGAAGCAAAAAUGCACAGAUAGAAGCAGGAAAUAUGGUAUCUAGAAUGGAAGGGACAUUCGUGUGCAAGAUAUCACAAGUGAGAUCAAUAGCAGGCAGCAACGACUUCAAAGAGAAGCUUCAACGAAAGUUUGGUCGGCAGAGUUUACCCAUUGGAAAGCAGGUGCGGUCAAGCAAGGUGAAGCGAAACAAAGAGGUGGUGGAAGGGUUGCAAGCCAAGAAUACAAGAGUAUCGGUAGGAGUGCAUGUAGUAGAAAUUAAUUCGACGCAACUCGAAUUGAGGCAUCUGCAAGGGCAAAUGAAGGUUGGAUUAACAGGAAAUGGAGUGCUGAAACUAAAGAGGCCAUCAGAUCUGUCAUCUAUAUCAGAAUUGAGCGCUAAGAGACCGAAACUGGUGCAUGCAUUGAAUAAGUUGGAAGAUAGUGCAAGCAUAACUGAUGGAACUUUGGAGCAUGGUGAACUUCUGAAGAGUUGCAAGCGAGUGUUACAUUUGGGGAAGAAAAAGACUGUGAAGGAUCCGUUGAUUGGUACCAAGCUGCAUAAUAAAGACAAGUCCCAACCGUCGGAUGUAAACGGUAGAAGUUCAAUGAGGAAUAAAGAAAAAGGACCUAGAAGCUUUCAGAUUAAUCCACUUGGCCAAAGUGGGAAAUUCAUGUGUGAUGUGUGCGGAAUUUUUAGCUCAGCCAGUUACAACAAAUUAUUGUGUUGUGCUCGGUGCCCGGUUAAGGUCCAUCAAGCUUGUUAUGGAGUGCCGAAGGUCCCAAAAGGACCAUGGUUUUGUCGUACUUGCAAAUCUAGAGUAAUCAAUCCAAUUUGUGUUCUUUGUGGAUACGGUGGUGGAGCAAUGACACGCGUUCAUAAAGCUCGAGAUUUCUGCCUUGGAUUGCUGCAAACCUGGCGAGAUGCGAAGGGUGAGAGUGUGCCUGAGCCGUUUUCAGAGAAAAAUAGUGAAACUCCCUUGUCAGCAGUGAACAACAUUAAGUUUUCCAGGGGCAGGUUGUCAGCUGGUCUGACAGGAGUACGUGCGAAGAACAUGGAUAUGAAAGUCAGAAAAUGUGAAAUUUGUGAUUUUGAGGAGCUUAAAGAUGACAGUUCGGUUUGCAAAGCUUGUCUGAAGCAUAGUCCUCAACCCGGGAGCAGUGGUGGCAACAUUGUGAAAUGGUCCAACAGGGGUGUGAAUUCAAAAUCAGGCCAUGAAAGCUGGAGAAGUAACAAUACGGUUCGAAGCAUCAUGCAUGAUGCAGGAGCUAAACAGUGGGCGCAUAUGGUGUGCACUUUGUGGAUGCCUGGGACGCGGUGUCUGAACAUGGGCACGAUGGGAGCGUUUGAUGUAUCCAGAGUAACAAAUUCUCGGCGGAAGGCGCUAUGCUCCAUGUGUCAGAAGAAAGGUGGUGCUUGCAUGCACUGUCGUGUACCGAAAUGUUCAACUCCAUUUCACGUUUGGUGUGCUCAUGAGAAGGGCUUAUUGCAGAGCGAAAUUGUAAAAGAUGGGAGCAAUCAAGUUGGUUUCUUCGGGAGAUGUCAGAAUCAUGGUGAUUUUUCUGGUACUGAGUUGGAAGAUGUGAUGAAGGAGGAUUCUUUGUCUUCAACCAGUGGAGAAGUUUGUGCCCGUACUGAGGGAUACAAAGGGAGGCCGAGUCUGGAAGAACGAGCCAAUGCACAACAGCAAAUGACCUUGGAGGGAUGCACGGCUGUGACUCCUGAGCAAGUUGCAGCAUGGCUACGAAUUAGUGGUCGUAAAUUAUCCACUCGUCGGCUCCAUAAAUCAGCUAGCUUAGCUAUGAAAUUUGACCACAAAGAAUAUUUGCGGUUCAAACAGAAGAAAGGAUGGAAGAAGCUUGCGGUUUAUAAAUCAAUAAUCCACGCGCUUGGACUCUACACUACGGAUUUUAUUGCAGAACGUGAAGUGGUUGUAGAAUACGUAGGAGAGAUUGUAGGUCAUCGUGUUGCAGACAAGCGCGAAGUUGAAUAUCAUUCAAGGAAGCGUCUACAAUACCAGGGUGCAUGCUACCUAUUCAGAAUAGACACGGAGCAGAUCAUUGAUGCCACCCGCAACGGUGGUAUAGCUCGUUUUGUUAAUCAUUCUUGCUCGCCUAAUUGCGUUGCCAAGGUGAUUUGUGUUGAAAACCUGAAAAAGGUCAUUUUCUUUGCAAAAAGAAACAUCGAUGCCGGAGAGGAAGUGACUUACGACUAUAAAUUUAAUUACGAUGAAGUUGGGGACAAAAUUCCUUGCUUCUGUGGUACUCCUGAGUGUAGAGGAACAUUGAAUUAGUAGAAUAGGCUGAUUUCAGGUUGCUAGAGCUAAACCAAACUUUGUCAAUUCAGGCUGAGUGGCUUGUGUAUGCAACCUAGACUAUAUCAAAUGUGAAAGAUAAUGUGUAGUGUUUUAGGAUUCCCAAGUAUGCACAAAUCUUGCACGCUUACAUGCAACCUUACAUGCAACCUUAGCUUCACACUUAGUCCGCAAUGGUAAAAUCUAUAUAAUAUAUGUAGCAAGGAUGUGGUUUGUUCAUUUAUUUAUGACUAUGUGGCUUGCCAAGUUUUUCCAGUUUUUU